AGCACUGGCCCAGGACCUGGAUUCAAGACUUGAUGUUUCACACGCGUCACACGUUUCACGUGACAUGGCCCCAUGGCCCUGGCGUUCCUGCGCCGCGACGACUUCGAUGCCCGCGUGGAGCGCUUGGUUCGGCGGGAUGGCACUCGGACUGCGGCACGCCCAGCACGGCGACGCUUCGCUGCGGAGUCAGCGCGCGAGUCGCAGAGCCCCUGGCAGCGCUUGCUGGACGCGGCACAGUGCCUCCGAAUCUACGUUUCCAGUCAACAGAUCACCGCAGAGCUGCGACAUCGCCUGGCAGAACUUCGGGGAGAGCCAAUUUUCCUGGGAGGCUAUGAACAAGAGAAGCGACUCUUGGAGUUGGCAUCUACGUUUUUGAGGACUGCUUCAUCCAGACGUUCUGCCAGAGAGCAUGGAUUGCUAAGUAUUCUGGAAGCGCAGGCAGGGGGUGGCAGUAUUAUUAAUCAUGCAGUGGUGCCUCGCUUACUCCUGAGCUAUGCUCCAGACGGAUUUGAAGUGCACAAAGAAAUUGCAUUGCACCACAGUUUCUUGCCAGCCGGUUUAGCCCGAGCAUUGCCUCGCACUGUGGAUGAUCUGGAACGGCUCUUGCGACAGGGGGCUGAUUCUUCUCACUCACGCAGGCCGGUACUGGUUCAGGAGAGCGACAGCGACAGCGAUGAAGAAACUGGGCACCAGCCUCGUGAUUCAACGGUCCGCUUGGAUCUGAUCCGAGUUGCCUUGGACGGAGCUUUCUCUUGGGUGCAAUUAAUGCUGAUGCUCACUUGUCAUGAAGAGCUGCUGGAGUCCCUGGCAAUGAAGAUCUUGCGAGAUAGGAACGUAGAGUUGAGCUCCGCAAGAUCAGAUGCCAACUCUGAUGACGUCCAUGUGUGGGCCAGUCCGCGGGAAUUGCCAAUGAGCACUCCUGGUCCUGGCAAUCUACCCGUUCUGGCCAGCGAAGAUGCAGCGCCCGUCCGAGAUGAUCGCAGUGAACACAGUGACAGUGGUGACAGUAGUGACAGCAACGGCCACGCGGAAAGUCACAGCCGCAGGACAAGCCCAAGCAGAGAAGGCCCCAGUGAGAAAGAGGAUGCGACAUCAAAGGCUCCUGCGAAGGAGGAGAGAGCAGAUGGCUCACAAGCAUCCUUCGUCAGUGCGGUGAGCCGUGACCCCUUUGGAGUCCCGGAAGGCGAGAGCUUCGGGAGUGAGAAGGAGACUGGCAAUCCCCAGGUCCAGGAUAAGCUGGACUUCUUCGCAGGGAUUCUGGACUUGGCAGAGCUGGUGCACCGCUUGCCCGGGCCAGCAACACGACAGCAGUCCGCCUUCUGCUGGCAGGUUGUUGCUCGUCUUGUGAAGAACGCAGUGCUGGCAGCUGAAUUUUGUCGAGAGGCCGCCAAUUUGCGACAUCUGGCACUGGCGAUAGACUCCUCCUUAGAGUCUGCUUCAGUGCAGGCCCACUGUUUAGAGGUGAGGCUACAUGCCCUUGGGGUGGUGCAUCGGCUGGUGAACCUGGGCUUGCUGACCAAGCUGCUUGCAGGUCAAGACGUGAAUGCAGGGGUGGCUGCGGCGGGCGUGGUCUGUGCGGUGCACUCGGCUCUUCUAAACUUUGCCUACGAGUGGAACUGGCAGGACUUCCCUUCUUGCGAUGCGUCCAAUCAGUUCUACGCCAAGCAAGCCCAGACGGCGCAGUGUUGUGCACUUCUGCGUGUUUGGACGGGCAUCUUGCGAGAAGCAGAAGGUGCUAACGGUGCUGUCACCCACGGAGCGCUGCUGCGCGGCCUGCUGAAAACCAGGCUGCACGCGGACGGCGCCGCCAGCGUCCGCGUCCUAGCGGCGGCCAUCAGCAAGGACCUUUCCGACGACGACCAAAAGAGCCUCAUCUACUUGGCCAUCCAGGCUAGUGGCGCAGCGCUGCAUUUGGCACCUUACCCUGGUAGCGUGAAGGAAGCGGAUCAGCUCUUGCCGAUGCUCAUGGCUCAUUGGUCUGUUCCAGAACUCCAGCCGCACCUUCUGAGUCUCAUGGAAGCUGCGCCACUGAGAGGGCCAGUCGCGCAGGCAUUGGUGCCGCUGCUGAUCAAUGAAGUCACAGCGCUGAACGGCUGGUCUCACUGGGCCGAGCGCCUGCUGCGCUGCAGUGGCCGCGCGCUGCACCAGGCGCCUCUGCCGGAGCCUCUGCGCCGCUGCGCAAGGCGCCUGGCACAGCUGCUACGGCGCUUUGCCAGGUUUCAGAGUCAACGUGGAAAGCUGCAAGAGGAGAGGGAAGGACUGCAGCAGGAGUUGGCACUAGCGAGCGCCCUUUAUGCAUUCGUUUCGGGGCUGCUGGCUGAGCAGUAUUCUUCGCAAGCUCCGUUGCAGGUCUCAGCAUCUCGUUUGCGGAGCGAGCAGCCAGGAGAUUUGGCAUCUGCGCAGAGCGACAUCAAGAACCUCCUUUGCAGUGGCUUCGAGCUAGUGGUGCGGAGUUUGGCUGGCUGGAAAUCCGAGCAAGCCUUGAUGCAGAUUGACUCGCUCAUAGAGACCGAUGACGCACGGAGUGGGCACAGUGAGGAACCCAAGGCAGAGGAGAGCGAGGACGCGGAGGACGCGGAGCAGGUGGCCGAGGCAGAUGACCGAGAUGGUUCUCAAGACAUGCCACUGCCAGAUGAUGCUGUGGAAGCUGUGGAGGCCGUGCCGCUGAAUGUCGUGCUCCUUUGGGAGAGUCGGGUCUUGCGAGAUGCGUGGUCUCUGCUUUCUGGUAUGGCAUCAGCCCUCCUUCGACUAGGUCCUCCUCCACCAUUCCAAAGGGAAACUGAGGCAAAUCAAGAGGAGACGCUGCUAGCUGCUGGCACUUUUGUCCUUGGCUUCAGUCCGCAGCUGGCAGAUGCCCUGGGGCAAUUCCUUGAGCAAAGAGGCCUUGACAGAGAUUGGGCGCUAGCAGAGCCGUUGCUCACGGUUCUUGUGAGACUUCUGGUGGCACAGCGCUCCAGCCUGCGUAGCAGCAUUCUGAUGCAUGGACUGCUGCAGCAAUUGGAGCCUCCCCACUUGCGCCGCCUUGGGGGCCUGGAGAAGUGGUGGCUUUGGUGCAGUGCAGAGCCGUGGCAGGCGAAGAUCCCAAGGAUGCCAAAGGCGAAGCAGGUACAGAAGGAUUCUGACACAAGCUCUGAUUCAAGCUCUGAAGAGCGUGACUCGCCAAUUGAGCCAAGUGAGGCAAGCACGGACGAAACGCCACCAUCAAGUGAGGAGGAGUGGGACAGUGAAGUACAGUCAGGUGGGCCACCAGAUGCUCAGCAGCAGCGCCGCUACAGCCGUCAAGAGCCAAAGGUCAGCAUGUACACGAGCUUCUUUACCAAUGAAAGCAGCGAGGAAGUGGCAGAUGUUGAGGAGGUGGCGGAGGUGGCGGAGGUGGCGGAGGUGGCGGAGGAGCAGCCAAGCCGCUUGCCAAGCCACUCGGUGAGGGAGGCGGAGAGAACCAUUCUCGUGGAAGUCGCCGACAGUCUGAGCAAAGCCUCAGCAGCUACCAGACGGAAGAGCGGAGCGUUGAAGGCUGCAGCUGAUGAGAACGCGUCGACUUCUAAGUACUCCUAUGCGUCGUCCAAGUACUCAAGUGCGUCGACGUCCAAGCGAUCGACAGGACUCGAUGAGCCCUACCAGAAUGCCAGGGAUGCAGAAUGGCUUCUUCGGCAGCUGCAGAAGCAGCACUGGCAGGCUUUGUCUUUGUUGCUGGUCAGCUCAUCAGAGCCCGACGUCGCCGUGAUGCUGGUGAACUCUAAGGCAUUCAUGGAACGCAUAUGUGCUUUCUCAUGCUUUGCGCUUUCCCCGCUCAUGGUCGAGAAUUUGCCGAGUUGGGUGGACUAUGCUUCUGGUCCCAAGUGCCCAUGUGCCAUGAGGCCAGGCAAAUACUUGGACCUGCCCAAGUCAUUCGCUCCGCUAGUUCAGCUGCACCUGGCGCUACAUGACACUGGAUCAGAUCCGUACUGCUCGGUGCCGAGUCUUCUGCAGGAGCAGCUUUGCCGCUCGGUGCUGCGCUUCUGGCACCUUGCAGACAUGGACCAGGUUCCGGCUGGCGUGACCUUGCCCAUUGUCGACAGUACUCUGAAGCUUCUCUUAAUCUGGGCAGGCAGCUCCAUGCGAAGGUGCCUGGUUCGUAGUCGUGCUUGUGCUGCCCUGGAGUCAAUGGCGGUCUUUGCGGCAAACGGGUAUCAGGCCAUCACAUGGAGCCCUGGCGACCUGCAGGAUCGCGGGAGCUUCGCAGAGACGGCGGUGCAGAGACUUUUGGACUUGGCCGCAAAUCUAGGGCCUGCUGCUUUUCCGGGGCAAGAGGAUCAGGCAGACAGCUCCUUCGGCUCACUGAUGGCUGUUUUACUGCAGCCGCAGCUGCGCCUCAGCGCUGGAAGUCGCAGCACAGUGGUCUCCACCCUGUGCUCCGUGGGAUUGGGCGUGAUCAUCUACAACCAAUCGAAGCAUGCUACCAACUCUGUGCUCGCCGACAUUCGUGCCGUGUGGGGCAGCAAUGUGCGCGUCAUCCAGACUUUGGAGGAGGGAAAGCAAAGGCUGCCCGGAAUGAAUGCUGCCCUCUAUGUCAAACCGAAGACGUGGGGCGACCUGGACCACUUCAAAGAGCGCCUGGAUUUUCUUUGCACACAGGAUCACGAGCUUAGCCGGCACCGAGCUGCACGGCAGGUGGUUUUCAUGCCGGGCUGGUCGGCCUUCGCGGAGUCUGCGGAGGCCGCAGUGGGUGUGGAGGCCCUUGGGCUCGUUUGGCCGGGCACCGAGCCCAAAGCUUCCACCACCUUGGAGAAGAUUGGCUUCAAGCGCAUUUGUGAGGCAGUGGGUGCCCCCACCCCGCCCUUCACCGUGCUCUCAGAGGAGGAUGCACCAAGGGUCGAUUUGACGGAUCCCGAUGCAAAGGAGGCCUGCGUAUCAGAAUUUAUCAAGAAGGUACUUGCCAUGAACUUCUCGGAGAAGGGCUUGAUCAAGUCUAUUCAUGGAGGCGGAGGAAAGGGAACUGCCCAUUUGCAUCACCCGGACCAACCCCAUGAGGUCCGAAGGGCUGUGGAGAAGGUUAUCACAGAGAUGAAUCGUACUGAUGGUAUCUACUUUGAACAGCGUGUGAACACAAAGGGAGAUGGGCGUUUCUACCAGAUCGAGCUGGAGGUUGAUGGCGAAACAGUUGCUGAUGGUGGCCGCUUCGUGUGGUUCAACUCCUCCUUGCAAAAGGUGGUCGAGAUUGGCCUCGACGACGCAAACAUCACGAUGUUCAUGCCAGAAGACUUGUACAAGAAAUCGCGAGUGUGGGCCGGGGACAUUGCUAAGAUGGGGAACAACAACACCAGGGCAACCAUGGAGGCAUUGGUCUUCAAGAACGAAAAAGGCAAGUUUGAAUGCUCCUUCAUCGAGUGCAAUCGACGCCCACAAGUGGAGAAUGAAGCUUUGGCUCUUCUGCAGAAGGACAGCAAGGGCCAUCGUCGCUACACCUUUGCCGAGUUGAUGAUGCGUGCAAAGGGUUACCCGGCACCCAAGUUCGAGCCGGCCACGGAUUGCGCGGUUGUGCUGCAUGCUCGCUGGUUGCACGGCAAUCCAGACAGCGAUGGCAAGAUCACGUAUCAGGCUGGCAACAUCCUGGGCAUGAGCGGCCCCAGGCUUGAUUACAUCAAAGCCGAGCUCAUGGCUCCUGGCGAGAUCUCCUUUACUUCCGAUCCACAGCUUGGAAAGGCAGUGAUCACCGCAGAUUCCUGGGCCGAGAUGUGUGACAAUGCGGCGGAGUAUUUCAGGCUGCGCAAGCCUGCGGUGAUGGGAGCAGCUUCCACCUACGCGCAGACCUUGUACAACUUGUUCACCAGUCCAAAGUUCCGGGCUGGCGAGACAGCAUCCAACGAGACCUUCGCUCACAUCGAGAUUCCUGAUCAUCCUGAGCGUGGGGUCCUCACAGUUGUGAAGGAACAAGUGGCGCCCGUGAUUGUCAAUGGCUACCGCAAGGGCGAGGGCAUCGACCCAGACCGCUACCCCACAAAAGGCGUUUGUGCAGCCCUCGAAGAGCUUUCACACGAGCUUCAGAAGACGGCCCCUCAAGCCACAAAGUUCACCGAGUUUGCACGUGGACAGGCCUCAUAUGAGGAUUACAUCAAGGAGCUGCGGACGACCUUGGACAAGCAGGGUGGUGGCUGGGUUACCGUGGCACCUCGUGAUACUUGUCAGCAGGGCAAUGACUCGGAGAGUGCUUCUAUCACCAACAUCUCUCGCAUCAACGCGGAAGUUUGGGCGCAGCAAGCUGGAUGUGUGGGCUAUGAGACUGGAGGAGCGCAGUACCAAGCAGGACUGAUCCGCGGCUUUGACCCUGCGGCAAUUUUGCGAUUGGGCCUGCCUUACAACAUGCCUGCGCACUCCUUGCAGCGAUCGCAAUAUGUGAAUGGCCUCGCAGAGCUUACUCCGGAGAUUCGUAAGCCUCUUUUCGAGUCCACUGCGCAGAUCGUUGCCCAGCACUACCGUGGCGAGGGUGGCACGAGCAGCUGGGUCCCCUGGCAGCCAUACAACUUCCACGCUGGCAACUACUUUAAUGAGAAGACUGGCUAUUGCCCGCAGGACGACACCACACUUGAGCUGCUGGAUGCCAAGUGCCUGCCUAUGCCAAAUUGGGUCUUCUCACCAAAGUUCCCCCUCGAUGCCUUGAAGAGGUGGACGGAGCGUCAGAUCGAGAACUUUGAGAAGAAGGGUCUGACGCUGCACCAGCUUCGCAUCAAGAAUCCCGGGCAGGGAUUGGACUGGACUGCAGAUGCCAUUUGGGCGCACGUGGACACUAUGAUCCAGGUCUUCAAAGCCAAGGGCCUUCCCCCGCCGAUUGUCUACAUCCACAAUCAUGACUUCAAUGGCAUGGCGGGCCAUAUUGGCGCUGAGCUGUUCGGCAAGGCGCAGCAGGCGAACUUCAGCACCCUGGUCAUUGAUGGCGCCCCGCGCAAGAAUGGCACCCACAAUGACAACACUGUGCUGCUGGCCAAGCUGAACUUGGAUGCUGAGCAGAAGUCAGCGCUGGCAGAGUACAAUCACAACCAGCAGAUCAUCGAGAACAUGAUUUGCCGAUUUGACAGCCGCACGUCGCAGAUGACUCCGUGGGAUUCCGACUGGGCCGGUGGCACUGAAGGCUCCGACAUCCGCAUUGCGAAGGAGUACUCCCUCGAUGUGCGAAAGAUCAAUGACGCCAAGGAAAUUGCCAGCGAAGUCUUCCCGCUUGAGAGGGCAGUGACUCCCUUCUCAGAGUACAAGCUGCGUCUUGGAAUUGCCAUCAUGAUCGAGCCUGGCAUCGAGCCCAAGUCCGUGGAAGCUGUGAAGAAGUGGGUGAACGGUGGGGGCAAGCUGAAGGUGGGAGGCGACGUGCUGGUCGGCCUGAAGCGCUGGGAGACGCUGGGGCCGAAGACCCCCGAGGUGGACAAACUCUUGGAGAAUAUGCCCGAGGAGCUGGAAGCUGCUCUUGGCCAGAAGGGCAAACUGCUGGGGCCCGCUGACAUCCCAGCUCACUUCACCCCGGCGCAGCGCCACAAUGCCUUGGGAUAUCAGCAGAAGGGCUUCGAGUUUGCCAAAGCGCAGGCGAAGGGCACCGACAUGACGCCGCUGCUGUUGGCACCGGAAGUGCUGCACAGCGCACCCAAAGCGCUGCGAGCGGGCACGAGCUUCCAGAUCCUCAUGGACAAGCUGGACGGCACGCUCCCUCAGAAGGAAGAGAUCACGUUCCAGGGCUUUGGCCUGGCGCCUGGAGCUGCCUCAGGCCCAGAGAGCAUGGCACGGGAGUUGACGCUCAGCUUUCUGCACGAGGGUCAGUCGGUGCAGGUGCAGCUGCCAGACCCAGAUGCGGCUUCCGGGGUGGCAAGCGCCAAGGGCAACCGCAAGGCAACGCCUGGCAACAAGCUCGAGGUUCCCACCGUCGUGCCCGGCGAAAUGCUUUCAUACUCAGUGAAGGUCGGAGAAACCCUGAAGAAGGGCAGCAUCCUGUGCGUCCUGGAAUCCAUGAAGAUGGAGAUGAAGAUCCCCGUCUCUGAUGAGUUGGACGGACUCGUGGUGAAGGACUUGCCCUGCAAGGGCCGCACAAAGGAAGCGCAGGGUGUCAUCUUGGCGCCAGGGGAUCUCUUGAUCGAGCUCCAGGAGCCCUCCAAAUGA
This is a messenger RNA of Effrenium voratum, 8115 nucleotides long. NCBI's taxonomy places the organism in Eukaryota, Dinophyceae, Suessiales, Symbiodiniaceae. The record is from the annotation of a GenBank genome assembly.